AUGGCAUUUUACACUGGCAAUCCCCUCGCCGUGAUCUUUCUCCUGGACCCCAACACCACCAUCCCCACAAUCCAGCACCUAAAGCAGACCAUCGCACGCGAGUUCAUCAUCCACCCCAGAACAGGCCCUCAUCGGCGCAUCGACAUAUUCACCUUCACCCCCACCGAUGAGCUCCCAUUUGCCGGUCACCCUACUAUCGGCGCAGCAUCGUGGUUCCUCUGCCACUCACCAGAUGGAGACCCCAUUGAUUGCCUCAUCACCAGGUCCGGGGAGAUCCCUAUCUCAAUACAACCCCCAUCCCAGCCUGGGACAACACCAGACCCCACAACAGAAGUGGUAGCUCACAUUGCGCACAAUGUCCAUCUCCAUGCGGCACGGUUCCCGCUCAAGGAACUACUCAGACUGGAAGGAUCUCUGGCGCGGUUCUUUCCCUGUGCCGGGGCUGGAGCAGGGGAGAUCUCAAUUCCCCGUGUUCUCGAUCGUGAAGGGGAUGUACUAGAUCCUGGUGGAGUUGCCUUUGUUGGAGGCGCUGGGGGCUGUGUGGCCAGUGCGGCCAGUGGGUUGAGAGCGUAUUUGGCUCUGACUGGGAGAAAGGAAGUUGUGAGCAGGUGUGAUGUUGUGCAAGGUGCGGAGAUGGGACGACGGAGUGAGAUUGGAGUGGAGGUUGCUGUGAAAGGCGAGGUAGGCAUUGAGUAUCUGGAUCUGAAGGGGGCUGCUGUGAAGGUGCCAGAGGGAAGGGGUCUGGUGCCUCCAGAAUGA
Aspergillus sclerotioniger CBS 115572 is the source of this 759-nucleotide messenger RNA. RefSeq lists its product as uncharacterized. Bases 1 to 759 code for a protein of 252 amino acids. Gene Ontology annotation, biological process: biosynthetic process. The transcript has a single exon. Gene Ontology annotation, molecular function: catalytic activity. Lineage: Eukaryota; Fungi; Ascomycota; Eurotiomycetes; Eurotiales; Aspergillaceae. The record is from RefSeq and is a predicted model, not a curated record.